Molecule: messenger RNA, 1230 nt
Organism: Aspergillus affinis
Lineage: Eukaryota; Fungi; Ascomycota; Eurotiomycetes; Eurotiales; Aspergillaceae
Product: reverse transcriptase/ribonuclease H family protein
Exons: 1
Coding region: 1-1230 (409 amino acids)
Source: RefSeq, a predicted model, not a curated record
AUGUCAGAAAAGGAGUCUCAGAUCUUGCGACAAUACAUUGAGGAACAACUUGUAAAAGGCUACAUCAGACUAUCGACAUCACCUGCAGGACACGGAGUCCUGUUCGCACCAAAAAAGGAUGGAAACUUACGAUUGUGCGUUAAUUACCGACCAUUGAACGAACAAACCAUUAAGGACAGACAUCCAUUACCGCUCAUUGCAGAGAUACAAGACAAAAUCAGAGGAACAAAAUGGUUUACAAAGUUCGACAUUACCGACGCAUACAACAGAUUGAGAAUCGCCAAAGGAGAAAAAUGGAAAACGGCUUUCAGAACGAAAUACGGACAUUUCGAAUACUUGAUCAUGCCAUUCGGGCUAACUAACGCGCCAGCAUCAUUCCAGCGAUUUAUUAACGAAGUUUUGGGAGAAUUGCUCGACACCUUUGUUAUCGCGUACCUAGACGAUAUUCUGGUAUUUUCGAAUAACGAAGAAGAGUACAUUCGACACGUAAAACAAGUGCUACGGAAGCUACGCAUUACUAAGUUACGAUUGAAACUCAAGAAGUGUGAGUUCUAUGUCCAAGAGACAGAGUUCUUAGGACACUGGAUCACCACCGAAGGAGUACACAUGGAAAGAAGCAAAGUCCAGGCAAUCAGGGAUUGGCCUGUACCUAAAAGCCUGAAAGAAGUCCAACAGUUUACCGGAUUGAUCAACUAUUAUCGGAGGUUUAUCGAUGGAUACGCCAAAUCUAUAAUACCGAUAUUCAACUUGUUGAAACAGAAUCAGAAGUUUGAAUGGACAACACAGGCACAGCAAGCUUUCGACGACGUGAAACGGAGAAUCACGACCGCACCAAUCCUAGUACAGCACGAUCCAGAGAAGCUGACUACGAUCGAAACCGACGCAUCCGACUAUGCUAUCGGUAUGAGAAUGACACAACCAGAUGAGAACGGCAGAGCCAAACCAAUUGCGUUCCAUUCACGAAAGCUUAUUCAGGCAAAAAUGAAUUACGACAUUCACGACAAAGAAUUGCUAGCCAUAGUGACAGCAUUCAAAGUAUGGAGAGUGUACCUGGAAGGAGCUCAGCACCAGAUUCUAGUAAAAACGGAUUACAAGAACCUUACGUUCUUUACCACGACCAAAGAAUUGACCAGAAGACAAGCGAGAUGGUCAGAAAAGUUAUCACAGUUUGAUUUUAGAAUCGAACAUUGCAAAGGAACAGAAAACGGACAAGCAGACGCGCUUAAUUGA